Messenger RNA from Trachymyrmex cornetzi, 1117 nucleotides. RefSeq lists its product as uncharacterized. NCBI's taxonomy places the organism in Eukaryota, Metazoa, Arthropoda, Insecta, Hymenoptera, Formicidae. The transcript is spliced from 4 exons. The record is from RefSeq and is a predicted model, not a curated record. The coding region runs from base 308 to 1117 and encodes 269 amino acids.
AUAAUACAUCAUGCGCAUCAUGAAAUGGAGUACAUUCCUAGGAUCCCCAGCAUCUCCAGUAAUGCGCCGCGCGCAGUUUCGCAAUUUCGCCGAGUUUCGCGCAGUUCUUCGGGUAUUUCAGGGCAUUCGCGGGAAUCACGACUUUCCCAGGGUUUCUCGCUGCUUUCGUAGAUUUUUCAAAUCCUGUGAAAGUCGGUUUUUUAUGAGCUAUAGACAGCUGUUGACACAAUCGGGAAAGCAGUGGAAGCAUCAUCGAUGAUAAAAGGAUCUUAUGAAAAACUGAACCCAAAUCGGUCAACCGAGGAAAAUGUCUAACGAGAAAUCAGUGAAGGGUAUUACUGUCUUCAGCAGAGUGGAAUAUGACAACCACCAAAAAUCCCUCUCGACGAAAAAGGAAUGGCCUGGUAUCAACAUCAGAACUGAUUCACGAACGACGUUGAAUAUACCGGUGCUCAUCAUGGAACUAUACCGAUUAGUACCCUACAAAGAAGGCCGCUAUAUAGAUUUUCAUCCAUUUAAUAUGCCUCACAUUAAAGUACAUAAAAUCGAACUAGUUGGAAUUGUUAUGCAUGUUAAGCAUAAUGUUAAUAAUCUGUUUCUGACAAUUGAGGAUGGGACAGGAGUGGUACAGGUUAAUUAUAAAUUGGAACAAUAUAUGUACUCGUUGGAAAAACGGCAGGAAAUUGAUAAGAAAUACAGGAACCAAGCUGAAAAUGUAAGGACAAGUGAGGCAAAAGCGAGUAGAAGCUGUUCAAACAAGUUUCCUGAGACACGUCCAAAAUUCUCUUAUCCACGUGAUGCAUCUUUACAUGAUAUAGCUGUUCUGGAGAACGAGUGGUGGUCAGAGACGAAUGGUGGUUUGUUGGGUAAAGAAAUUCAACCGUUUGACUACGUAUAUGUCACUGGAUACCCGUGUCUCGACUCAAACUUUCAAAAGAUACCAGAACAGAUUACUGCAGAGUUUAUCGAGAAUGCAAGACUGACUGUGUUUGCAAUGUCUGUCACGUGCACCUCUGAGGAGAUGUACAAUAAAAAGUUGUUGAUGUGGAUUAACACCACUAUUUGCCAAAGGUACACAGGAAAUAAAGGCUGUGCAUAUACUAGAAAAAAUAAAUAG